Theileria annulata is the source of this 744-nucleotide messenger RNA. RefSeq lists its product as uncharacterized. The coding region runs from base 1 to 744 and encodes 247 amino acids. Lineage: Eukaryota; Apicomplexa; Aconoidasida; Piroplasmida; Theileriidae. The record is from RefSeq and is a predicted model, not a curated record. The transcript has a single exon.
AUGGAUAAUAAUUCAAGUGACAUUACUGAUGAAUUAUUGUAUUUGCCAGGAUACGUUCGCAGGAAUUUAUUAUUAAUACGUGAUUUAGAUUUAAAAUCUAGCUCGUUAUUUAAUGAAGCUAACAAAUUAUCGGAGACUUUAUUUAAUGUAGAAAAUAAUAAAAAGGUUGACACUAAGACCAAGAAAUUGGUUGAGAACCCGAAGUCAACUUUGAUUGCCAAUAAAGCACUUUUUGAUGAUAUACAGAAUUUGAGGAUUAAAGGAAUUUACUAUUUACAAGAGAAAAUAGACGUGAAUACACAGAUUGCAACAAUGUUAAAGUAUGAAUAUGAGAAUCUAAAGUCGAAAUUCGACCAGUUAUACUCCGAUAUGGAACUAAAAGGACAAAUACCUCACGAUUUAAAGCUUUUCACUAGUAGUAAGAGUAGAAAUUUUAUGUUCAAUAAUCAUGUAAUGACUAACGGGAAGGAAAACGCUGGGAAUAAUAACGCAGGUGAAAAUUUAGGAAUUGAUAACACAUUUGAAGGAGAAAGCUUUGAAGUCGAAAACCCACUUGAUGUGUUUGAUGAAGUUGUUGAUAUGGCUGAAAGUUAUAUGGAAAAGGAGUCACAGACGGGUAACAUACCUGAAGAAGAUUUAGCUGAUAAUGUUUCAUCUGCAAGUUUCAGAGAAAAGGUAUAUAGCCAACUUGAUAUCACAAAAAUGUUCAAUAACGUCAUUAAUCAACAGGCAAAUAAAAAGUAG